AUGGCCGAAGUGCGUCCCACCCUCCGCCAGAGGCGCGCACUCAAGAGCUGCCUCAAGUGCACCCCUCCGAUCACCCCCGAACGCAGUGCCGCUCCUAGCCCAUGCAAUUCAGGACGAACCUCGCCAUCGCUCGUCAGCGACAGCGACUCCUCGGUCAGCAGCUGCGAGAAGAAGACCGUUGUGUUCUGCCCAGAAGAGGAGCUUGAGGAGGUGUUCAUCGCUGAUGAAUGGGAUAGGACGCCCUCGUCUAUGACUCCGAAGCUAUCCUACCAGGAUAUUCUCGAGCUGAAACAGCUCAGAGUCGGCCUCCCCUUUUCCCCACCCCAGCCCACCUCUCGCCAGCCGUUCACCACUUCCUCACCAUCCUCGUCCAACAAGCCGCCCUUCCCCCUCUCCCGCUUUGCGACUGCCCCCUCGCACACCCCCUCUAAGUGGAAGAACCGGUCCGAACCUUCCGUCGACCCGCAGAUCCUUCCUUACUUGGACGCGGUCCCCAUCCGCCUCCUCCCUCUCCUCCCGGACUCCCCAGAGCCUUACCCCGCCCCUCCUCCCGAGCCGCAUCCUCAAACACCCACCCCGACCGCUUCGCCGGAGUCGCGUCCCUCUGCUCGUCCUCACCUCGAGCCCCCAGAGCUCAAGAUCGCGCCUCCAGCGCUCAUCCCGACUUUCCCACCUCCGUCGAAUCCACCCCCGAAGAGACUCGGCUUUACCUUCCUCCCUUUGCUGCCCGUCGAGGAAGCUCCGUCAAUACCUUCUCCCAUCAUUCAGCCCAGUGUCCCGCCUCCCCCAAGGCGCAAGUUCAACAUGACCUUUGUACCGGUCAACGCUGGCCCGGAGUCUGUAACGGAGUCGUCGCCUUCAGUGCAUGACUGCGUAAGUCCCAACGCGAGCACGGAACUGGGCGGUGGGGUGGGAAUGUCCGCCAGUGCUGAUCUGAGCCCAGACGUCCGCCACCUCGGCUCUGUGACCCAGAUUCCAGAGCCCUCUCACCCCUCCCCUUUCAUCUCCACCUCAUCCUCAGUCGCCCAAACCUUCUCUAUGCAGUCUUCACGGAUAGCCCUGUCUCGCCCUCAGCUCUCGGCCUCUUCCAGCUCGACCGAGUCGGACACUGAACCUGAAACGGACGGAUACACCGACACAGACGCGGAGAGCGACGCGCCGAGCACGAGCACGUUCAACAGCUCGCUUCCUUCCCCACCCUGCGAUUGUGAAGGCGACGGCGUUUUGGAAGGUCUCAAGUCGGGGCCGGAGCUAGCAGGUUCAUGCCCCCGCAUAUACAUGGAGGCCGAGCCAGGGUCAUACUUCCCUGCCAUCGUUGCGGUCCCCCAUGCGGAUUGCGCCCCCCUUCCUGUUGUCCCUCCGGCGGAAGCACACAUUGGCUUUCCAUCGUCUCCGCCGCAGUCCAGCGGACCUGGCCGGACCCCUCCGCUGUCUGUGCUCUACCCCUCUCCCAGACGACAAGCCGUUACGCUACCUGGAGAAGCGGACCCCUCUGUCUUGCCCCUAUCCCUCGAGACCGACGUAACCGCCCACAUCAUACCUUCGAGCAUCCACGCGGUCCUCACGCCCGACUCGUCGAUGCCAUCCACCCCGCUCUCGUUGAACCCUCUGCUACGGCACAAGUUGACGCUCGAGGCCCUGCCCAGCCCUUCACUCGUGCCGCCCAGUCCGUUCGAGCUGGAGCCUCACACGAUCGCGAAGAUGUCUGCCUCUGGCCGGCUCAAUGCCUCCAUGAUGGCGAACGAGGCGUCCAAGGCGCUCGGGGUCCUACACCUCACCCCAACCGCACGGGCGGCUGACGCUGAUUUGCCUACGCCGGAAACGUCGCCCAUGCCGACGCUGGAGAACAUGCGCGUUCAGUGGGACUCGCGCGAGCGGAGUACCAUCGCAGUCGGGGUCGCGGAGAUGCUGGCCCCGAGUCUUACGAGGAGGAAGUCAUCGUAG
Molecule: messenger RNA, 1944 nt
Organism: Epithele typhae
Lineage: Eukaryota; Fungi; Basidiomycota; Agaricomycetes; Polyporales; Epitheliaceae
Exons: 2
Coding region: 1-1944 (647 amino acids)
Source: RefSeq, a predicted model, not a curated record